Messenger RNA from Prorocentrum cordatum, 333 nucleotides. The record is from the annotation of a GenBank genome assembly. NCBI's taxonomy places the organism in Eukaryota, Dinophyceae, Prorocentrales, Prorocentraceae.
AAGGUGGUGCCGUGGAGCUUCGGCGGCGACUGCGCCAUGUGGGACAAGAUCCUGGACGAGUGCCAGGUGAUGGAGCCGCCGGACCGCUGCUGGCAGGGCUGGUGCUUCGUCGACCCGUGCGCGUGCAACCUGUCCGUCCCGCCGCGUCGGAGCAAGCUGCUGCACGGCACCCUCUAUCACGGAAGGCCGAUCUAUUACUCGUACGCGACGUGCGGGGAGUCGUCUCGAGAAGAGGCGGCCGAGGCCGUGCAGGGCCGCUCGUCUGUUGAGGAUGUUUGCCAACCGACGCCGCACGAGGCCGACCCCGCAGGAAGGAUCGUAGUGCCUGCGUGA